UAUAAUGAUUUCCCCGCUUCAAAGCCCCCCCACUCUGCUCGAGAACCCUAGAAGCCCCGAGAGGAAGGAGAAGAAGAGGACGAGAACCCGAAGCUCUCGAACCCACGGCAAUGGCGAUGGAGCUCGAUUCCCCUAAGCCUGAAGAGCUCUUCCGCGCCGCAGAGAAUGGCGACGCCGCCCUCUUCGCCUCCCUCUCCGAGGAAGCGCUCGCUCGCGCUCGAACGCUGCGGAACGAGGAUGGGCGCUCUCUCCUCCACGUCGCCGCCUCAUCCGGACGCCCGCAGGUCGUAGACGUGCUUUCAAAAGCGGAUCCAUCGGUAAGUGGAGUUAAUGCCACGGAUGAGGAAGGGUGGGCGCCACUCCACUCCGCGGUGAGCAUCGGCAAUGCGGAGAUCGUCGACAUCUUGCUUGAUAGAGGAGCUGAUGUUAACUUGGCUAACAACGGUGGGCGCACUGCUCUUCAUUAUGCCGCUAGUAAGGGGUGGGUGAAAAUUGCUGAAACCCUGAUUUCACAUGGAGCAAAAAUCAAUAAGAAAGACAAGGUCGGUUGCACCCCACUUCAUAGAGCUGCUAGUACAGGGAAGCCAGAAUUAUGUGAGUUGUUGAUUGAGGAAGGAGCUGAGGUCGAUGCUACUGAUAGAGCAGGGCAAACGCCUCUAAUGCAUGCAGUUAUAUGCCAAAACAAGCAGGUUGCUCUUUUGUUGAUAAGGCAUGGGGCUGAUGUUGAUAUUGAAGACAAGGAAGGAUACACGGUACUUGGUCGAGCAUCACAUGACUUCAGACCUUCGUUGAUUGAUGCAGCCAAGGCCAUGCUCGAAGGUUAGAGUUUUUUUUGUGCUAUCCGAAACAAAUUUCUAGAAUUUCAAACCAGAAUUAGAUAUCCCCGUUGUUUGUGCUAAGUAACUCAUGCUAAAAAUCUGUGAGAAUGUUGUAAAUGAUUUUUGUUUAAGUGUGUGGGUUUCAUUGCUUCUUUACA
Ananas comosus (pineapple) is the source of this 976-nucleotide messenger RNA. Its product is annotated as 26S proteasome non-ATPase regulatory subunit 10. The record is from RefSeq and is a predicted model, not a curated record. Bases 111 to 824 code for a protein of 237 amino acids. Lineage: Eukaryota; Viridiplantae; Streptophyta; Magnoliopsida; Poales; Bromeliaceae. Gene Ontology annotation, cellular component: cytoplasm; nucleus. Gene Ontology annotation, molecular function: protein binding. The transcript has 5 exons.